Drosophila ananassae is the source of this 4781-nucleotide messenger RNA. It is a transcript of the gene hfp, whose product is annotated as poly(U)-binding-splicing factor half pint. Gene Ontology annotation, cellular component: precatalytic spliceosome; catalytic step 2 spliceosome. Gene Ontology annotation, molecular function: RNA binding. The coding region runs from base 2221 to 3879 and encodes 552 amino acids. Lineage: Eukaryota; Metazoa; Arthropoda; Insecta; Diptera; Drosophilidae. The record is from RefSeq and is a predicted model, not a curated record. Gene Ontology annotation, biological process: mRNA splice site recognition; alternative mRNA splicing, via spliceosome; regulation of alternative mRNA splicing, via spliceosome. The transcript is spliced from 7 exons.
ACUAAUACAAUACUGAGCUAACUACAACUACUGAGCUAAUACAAUAUUUUAAAAAUUUGGGAAAUACUUUUUCCCAGUGUGACCCUUGUGAUUAAAUACUUUUUUUUUUUAGUAUUUUUAGGUAGAUAUUCAUAAAAAAUGGUACUACAAAAAUACCUAAAAAGUCCACAUUCGAGAUUUCUACUACGGAAAAAGUUGAUUAAAGUGCCAUAACGAUUCGUUUUUUAGAUAUUAUUAGGCCAUAGUGUAUAUUUUAAGCCAUUUUGGCAUGAUAAACAUUAUGAGUAAAGCGUUAUAUACUAUGAGAACUAAAAACAAGCAACUAAUAAACAAAAUAAAAUUAAUUUGUUUCGUUUUCAUGCUUAUAAAUUUUUAUUAUUUGGAUUUAAAGCUUUGAAAAUUUAGGUUUAAAUUGCAUUAUUUAGUAUUUCCACUUUUUAGUAUAUUUUCAAGUAGCUCUUUCAGAAUGCACUCACGAGCUAUCGAUAGUUAGCUGCAUCGCUAGCCCAAAACGAAUCUGGCAACCCCGAGCCAUCUUGACAAUUUUUCGCAAAAGAAAUAAAAGUUAAAUAAAAAGCAACGCAAAUAUUAAUAAGCAGCGGAAACAUCUGGAAAACUCCGAGCAUGGGAAGCAACGACAGAGCAUCUAGAUCGCCGCGUUCGGAUGAUCAGCGGGAGAUAAGCGAAGUCCCAACCAAGAGAUCACGCUCCGACUCGGACUUCAUAAACGCACGAUGAACUCAAAACUCAGACUGUGAGGUGUGAGGUGAGUUAUCGUAAGCGUUUUUCUCCUUUUAAGUUUGUUCGCCUAAGACUAAGUUUUAUCGAGAGUCAAGAUUGAGAUCUAUUUCGAGAUCGAGAGAGAGAUGCCCAUUAGAUUACUCCACUACUACUCUACUACUACUACUACUACUACCAAUCUACUACUACUACUACUAUCAAUCAGCCACAAAACAGCCCAACCAGAACAUCGACAUUAAUCCGCUUGUAACAACCUCGCCGUCGUCGUGUGCCAACCGGUGGACUGAUCCGGUUCCUCAUCCUGAUUCUGGUCCUGUCCUGGUUGCAUUUUACAUUAAGUACCAACUAUUUUUUGUGUUUUGUCAUAGCUAGUUAGUUAGUUACUCAGUCUAGUUAACCUGUCCGUCUUAAUUAGUAUAAUCUGUAUCUGGGAGGAGCUAAUAAAAUUUAUUUUCCAUUGAUCUCCACGAUCUCCCUCUUUAUUCCGUUCUCAGUAACUAGUUAUAUUCCAAACCCAACUGGGUCCAGCUUAUCCUGGCUAAAAAAAAAAAAUAAAUAAAUAAAACUAAUUAAUUUUGUAAUGUUGUAUAGGUAGGGCGGAGGAGAAAACCUAACCAACUUAAACAUAUUGUUGCUCUUAUUAUCGUUUCAGCGUCUUGUUUUCUUUUUUUUAUUUUUCUCUUUUUUAUCACUGAGCAAUGUAUAAUGUGUGUGACCGUGACCCUUCUUCGAGUCAGUUACCACGCCCCCCAACUCAUGGAAAUCGAACCGAUAUCGAAUACGAAUACCGCACAUAAGCCUACAAAUAAAUGACAAAAACUCAUGCCCCUCUGCCAAAAAAAUCGAUACUCGACUCUCAUCAUAAAAACAAACAGAAAUAAACAAUAAACUGACUGAAAUAUUAAAUAUAUUAUGAGUCCGGAUUAAAAGCUACUUGAGGAAUAAAUGGUAGCCUCUCGAAUAUUGAUUAACAAUUUGUUUUCUUACUUUUUUUUUCUUCUUUUUUUGUCUCAAUCUUUCUUGCAGGCGCAGGCAGUUUUUGUCUUUAUUUAAGAUAUUUCAAACGCUAACUCUUGACCACAUUCCUACUCCUAUUUCGGACUCAAUUAGAGUGUCCCCUGUACCUUCGGAACAGAAACUAAAAAAAAAAUGAUAAUCGAAUGAAAAACUAAAAAACCAAAAUCAAUCAAAAGAAAAUGAAAUGAAAAAUAGAUGAUGAUGAUCAAUGAUCGAACCACUGAUCUACGAGAUCAGAGCUUAUCCAACCACGAGAUACACUAAUCCCUCUUCCCAAUUCUAGGCAAGUCCACGGAUUCGAAAAUUCCCUACCUUUCGCAGCCUCUGUAUGACCUCAAGCAGACGGGCGAUGUUAAGUUCGGACCCGGCACCCGAUCGGCACUACUUGGCCUCCUGGGCGGAGCCCUGCCGAAGCUAUCCUCCGACCAGCACGAUCUGGUCAGCAAGGCCAAAAAGUAUGCCAUGGAGCAGAGCAUCAAGAUGGUGCUCAUGAAGCAGACCCUGGCCCAUCAGCAACAACAGCUGGCCACGCAGAGGACGCAGGUCCAGCGACAGCAGGCACUGGCACUCAUGUGCAGAGUCUAUGUGGGUAGCAUUUCAUUUGAACUCAAAGAGGACACUAUUCGGGUGGCCUUCACUCCCUUUGGCCCCAUCAAGUCGAUCAACAUGUCCUGGGAUCCCAUCACCCAGAAGCACAAGGGAUUCGCUUUUGUGGAGUACGAGAUACCAGAGGGCGCCCAACUGGCCCUGGAGCAGAUGAAUGGCGCCCUAAUGGGCGGCCGGAACAUCAAGGUGGGCCGGCCCAGUAACAUGCCACAGGCCCAGCAGGUAAUCGACGAGGUGCAGGAAGAGGCCAAGAGCUUCAAUCGCAUCUACGUGGCCUCGAUUCAUCCGGACCUCUCCGAGGAGGACAUCAAGAGCGUCUUUGAGGCGUUUGGUCCUAUUCUGUACUGCAAGCUGGCCCAGGGCACCUCACUGCACACGCACAAGGGAUAUGGCUUCAUCGAAUACGCGAACAAACAGGCCAUGGACGAGGCCAUCGCCAGUAUGAACCUCUUCGAUCUGGGCGGCCAGCUAUUGAGAGUUGGUCGGUCCAUCACACCACCGAAUGCUCUGGCUGUUCCCACAACCAACUCCACAAUGCCCACGGCGGCAGCAGUGGCUGCGGCAGCGGCUACAGCCAAAAUUCAGGCCCUGGACGCGGUGGCCAGUAAUGCGGUGUUGGGACUUUCGCAGAACACGCCCGCUCUGGGAAUGGCAGCGGGCGCUGUGGUGGCCAAGGUGGGUGCCAUGCCAGUAGUUUCGGCGGCAACCACAGCGGCUGCCUUGCAUCCCGCCCUCGCAGUACAGGCCGCUCCGGCGGCUCUUCUUCCUCCGGGAAUCUUCCAAGCACCCUCCGCCGUGGCACCCAGUCUGUUGGGCGUCCCAGCUGGACUUCAACCUCUUCAACCUGUCGCUCCGGCUCUGCCUCCGCCCGCCCUCCUGGCCACCCCCACGGUCCCCAUGACCGCCGUUGGCGUGGCUGGGGCCCUGGGAGUAGGUGUGGUCCCAACGGUGGCCACCUUAACGGGCGCGGAAGCCAGUAAUGGAGCAGCUGCAGCAGUUAUUUCAGCAGCCGCGAAUAAUGCCGCAGUCACUGCCGCCAAUCUCUCAGAGAACAUAAAGAAGGCCCACGAGAAGCAGCAGGAGGAGCUCCAGAAGAAACUGAUGGACGAGGGCGAUGUGCAGACACUGCAGCAGCAAGAAAACAUGUCGAUCAAGGGCCAAAGUGCCCGGCAACUGGUCAUGCAGCGGCUGAUGCGACCAGUAGACUCGCGGGUGAUCAUUCUGCGAAAUAUGGUGGGCCCGGAGGAUGUGGAUGAAACCCUGCAGGAGGAGAUCCAGGAGGAGUGCAGCAAGUUCGGUACUGUCAGUCGUGUGAUCAUCUUCAACGAGAAGCAGACGGAGAACGAGGACGACGACGAGGCCGAGAUCAUUGUAAAGAUAUUCGUGGAGUUCUCCGCCGGAUCCGAAGCCCAGCGAGGAAAGGAAGCCCUGCAUGGUAGAUUUUUUGGCGGCCGGAGAGUGGUGGCCGAGCUGUAUGACCAGGGUAUCUUUGAUCAGGGCGACCUAUCUGGUUAGGAUUAGCAUUUAGUACGCUCUAUCCCCGCAAAACACCAACAAUCCCGCACAGCAAUACCGACUAUUGUUUUGUCAUUUUUUACGUAGCACCUAGAAGAGAUGAUCAAACGAGGAAAGUUUAUUUAUUACGUCAGUCGUCGCCAGUCGAUGAGGUUUAGCGACUCGGCGGCAGCAGCCACAUUAUAAAUACGAUUGCGUUUACGAUGAGAUGAGAACCUGCAAUGCAGUGAUUUAGUUUUUUAGAGAUUUAACCAGAGGAAGGGGGCGUUCAUCGGUUGGUUCUUACAACAAUGCUUACCCUUGCAACACAAAAAACAAAAACAAACUGUAAGCUAAAAAAAAAAAUAAUCACACCACGGCAGACUAACAAACUGUAUAUUGAAAAAUGAUUAAUUUCAGCGCUUAACAUAACAUAAAAAAUAAAAAAUAGUUUCCCAUUAAAACUAAGAGUGUUUUGUUUUAGUUAAUUAUGAUUUGAAAAAGCUUCUUCUGAUAUCAAUAUUUUUAAGAAAUUCAAAUUUUCCGCUAACCUGCCAUUUUUCAGCAUUGUUUUGUUUGAAAUUUAAUCAACACUGGCCUGACUUUUAUCGAUUGCUAUUCAUCGAAGACGAAGAAGAGGAAACAGACUCGUACAAAGAAAAUAGAAAUCAAAAAAUUAAUAAUGAGGAGUGAUCCGCUUACGAAAAUUGCAACAAAUUGUUUUUGUUGACGCGACACGCGUGCCGCGAAUAACGGGACAACGCUGCAAAGCCAAAAAACGCGGAUGCUCGAAGGCGAAAACACACACAAAGAAACUAAAAAAAAAAAGCAGCAGUAGCAAUAGCAAUAGCAGAAGCAAAGACAAACGCAAAGACAAAAAAAAGCAGCGCAGGGAUUUUGGAGGCUGCAUUCAAAAACAAAAG